This is a messenger RNA of Owenia fusiformis, 314 nucleotides long. The record is from the annotation of a GenBank genome assembly. Lineage: Eukaryota; Metazoa; Annelida; Polychaeta; Sabellida; Oweniidae.
CAAGCACUUCCAGCGAUAAAUUGGCAUUUGACGUAGGUCUCCAGGAACAAGCACACGGUGAGUCAUGCUGGUGGACUAUACAUCCAGCCUCCAAGCAGAGGUCAGAGGGUGAAAAAGUCAGAGUUGGAGAUGACUUGAUUUUAGUUAGUGUGGCCUCAGAGAGAUAUCUGCACAUUGGUAGCGGAGCCAGUGUGAUCGCUUCCUUCCAACAGACCCUAUGGACCGUGCAACCUGUCUGUUCAGGGGCCAUCAGGAUGAAAUCUUUAGGCUAUGUGUUUGGUGGAGAUGUGCUGAGAUUGUUCCAUGGACAUAUG